This is a messenger RNA of Suillus paluster, 1614 nucleotides long. RefSeq lists its product as uncharacterized. The record is from RefSeq and is a predicted model, not a curated record. Bases 1 to 1614 code for a protein of 537 amino acids. NCBI's taxonomy places the organism in Eukaryota, Fungi, Basidiomycota, Agaricomycetes, Boletales, Suillaceae. The transcript has 7 exons.
AUGAAAGAGGUAGAAGUCCUUGAGCUGAGGGCUCAACAGGAUGGGUGUGUUUCUGCCAACAGAAAAGACGAGAAAAAGGUAUUUAAUGCCAUUUGUCGAGCGGUGCAGUUCUUCAGUCUGAAGCUCGAUGACAAACACUCGAAGAAGAGAUGCAAGAUAUAUCAGACCUGGCUGUACAAUCACACAAAGACAAAACAGAGGAGGGAUAAGAUCAAAUAUGGGAAGAAGUGGACAGCUAGGAUAGUGGUCACUCAUUAUAAGAGAAAGGAGGUGCUGCAGAGGAUCAAGGAUGAGACCAGCCUGAAGCCAGGUGAUCCCGACAUGUUCAAAUAUUACCAGGGCAUGGUGACACAGGUUGUGGAAGAGAUGCCUACUGAUGAGCUUGAAAAAGCCAAGGAGACGGCUGAAGAAUGGUCCAACAACUUCCUGCCACCCAAGAUCCAGGCCACUGUCGCCACCAAGAAGGGACCACACUACAUCACACAUGAUGAGAAGGGGGCAGUCCUGUAUGAUUUCAAUGAUAAAUUUGGAGGGGACAGCUUCACCAAGACAAAGGAGUGGUCAGACAUCCUGCCUGUGUGGCAGGAGUAUGCCAAGGAACAGUUUGGUGUUGAUGCUGCCAAGGGUGGAGGAGUCCACAAUGUUGGGUUCAGGACAAAUGCAAGGAAACCCGCCUUUGAGCUCAAGGCUGAUGGCGAUGGCAUGCCUUUGUUGCCCGAUACAACCAAAGAGAGGCUCAAGCAGAAGAAAGCUAUAAUGAGGGCAUUUCUCACUGAACACUACCGACAUUGCAGUGGAAAUGCAAAGGCUGUAGUUCCAUGGAGAGCCAUCAUGGAAUGCCAGGAUGACUUUAUAUCCAGGUUGUACCUCCCGGAUGAUGUGCAUGUGAAGGACCCCUCGAAACUGCAAAUGUCCAAGGCCACCACCUUGCCUGGUUUCUGGUAUGAUCAACAAGAGAAUGGAGUUCCACUGGCAUUCAAGUUUAAAGCAUGGAAGAAUGGCUGGGGUGAGAUGGUCAAUCUUAUUGAAACUACAAGAGCACCAGCACCUGGCUGGAGGAUAUUGAGACUGAGACCGAGUGACCCAGAAUCAUCCAAUGAUCAAUCCAUAUGGAAGGCUUCACUGGGCAGGGAGUCUGUGAGACUGCCAAUCCAUGAGACCCCACCGAGCACUGAGGAUGAUGAGAUCACACCAGUGAUUCAUCACAAAUGUGCAGUCAGCUCAAGGUCCAUGGCUGUGGCCAGGCAUUGCGCAAUAACCCUGAAGAGUGAUGUUGAAGAGCCCAAACUUGGUAGUUCUGACAUUGAGGACACACCAAAUGCACCAGUGCCAAAGGAGCGGAGGUUCCAUGAGAUCACUGCUGCAGUGGUACCUGCAUCCCUGUCUGGUGAAGACAUUGAAGUGCACGAGAACGGUGUGAAACAGGCUGGGAUCAAAAGACGGGCAAUGGGAGGCCAGCUUACAUCACCUUGUGCCACUAAGCACUCUCAUGGAGGUGAUGUAACAAAGGCCUCCAGGAGGACAACAAGGAAUAAGACUGUUGCCGAGAAAACCGAGGAAUUGCCAGGUUGGGUAACCCAAUUGAAGGGUAGCACCCGCAGCACUGCGGCGUAG